Molecule: messenger RNA, 1769 nt
Organism: Dothidotthia symphoricarpi CBS 119687
Lineage: Eukaryota; Fungi; Ascomycota; Dothideomycetes; Pleosporales; Dothidotthiaceae
Product: cytochrome P450
Exons: 6
Coding region: 1-1653 (550 amino acids)
Molecular function (GO): iron ion binding; monooxygenase activity; oxidoreductase activity, acting on paired donors, with incorporation or reduction of molecular oxygen
Source: RefSeq, a predicted model, not a curated record
AUGGCUGUCGCCGAAGAAUUUGUACCUACCUGGUCAGGCAGUCUUUUGUGCUAUUUCAGACAUGCACUCUGUGUGGUUCUGCUGGCUGUUGUAGCCGACUAUGUGUGGAUGCUUCAGACAAGGUGGAAGAUGCCACCGGGUCCAUUUCCAUGGCCAAUUGUAGGAAACACGUUCAGUCUGCCCGAAGUCAAGCCCUGGUACCUGAUGGAGCAGUUGUCCAAAGACUAUGCCUCACCAGUCAUCACUUUUUGGAUCGGUCGAAAACCUACUGUAUGGAUCAACGAUGCAUGGGCUGCUGAUGAGAUACUAGUCAAGCGAGCCGGUACCUAUUGCUCGCGACCACACAAUCUUAUAUUUGCUGAAUUAGGUUCUGGACAAUGGAACAUGCUCAACAUGUAUACAAUUACACGAAAACAACGAGAGCGGUUUCGUGACCUCCGCAAGCUGACCCACCACGGUGUUGUCUUUGACAUUCAGCAGGUGCAACAAUAUCGAGGUUUCCAGGACGACGAAAGCAAGGUGGCAACGUAUGAUUUACUGAAGGCUCCCAAUGACUACGUUGCCCAUUUCGAACGAUACGCCACAAGCGUAGUCUCUAUUAUUGGCUUCGGAAGAAGGGUUGCCGACCUUCAAGACCCCAUGAUAACAGAAGUUAUAGCUAUCAUGCACAAUGCAGCUGAACUAGCUGUUCUCGCCAAGGACUUCCCUCGUCUUAUGGAAACCUUGCCCUGGCUGGCCAAGUUUCCGAACUGGAUGGCCCCAUGGAAGCAUGGGCUAGGACAAGGCCGCAACCCCAAGCAUUCUCGCGGUGACUUCUUCUAUGCCUUAGCCGAGGAGGCAAACGAGUAUGACGAAGAGAACUAUUCCAAAUUUUUGUUUCGUGAAAUGGAUAAAUACAAGCUCCACCCGCUCGAAGUGUCUGGUUUAACGGGGAAUCUCCUAGGCGCAGGCGCCGAUACAACAGCGAGUACACUCAUCACUGCAAUUCUUGCCAUGCGAGCUUUUCCAGAGGUGUUGCUUCCAGCUUGGGAGGAACUCGAUCGUGUCGUCGGUAGAGCUCGCAGCCCAGACUUCAAAGACGAUCUUCCGUACAUGCGCGCAUUCGUGAAAGAAGUUCUACGUUGGCGCUCCGUUGCUAUCAUUGGAGGAAUGCCUCAUGCUCCAACGCAGGAUGAUUACUGGAACGGUUAUUUGAUACCCAAAGGCUGCUGGGUACAAGGCAAUGUCUGGGCCAUUCACCAUAACGCUCGGGAGUUUCCUGAGCCUGAUCGCUUUAAUCCACAGCGAUAUCUAGACACUGAGGAUGCGCGUCCGUUUCCAGGCGAGAAAGGUUAUAUGACUUUUGGCUGGGGCCGAAGAUCGUGUGCAGGCCAAUACCUCGCUGAGCAGGGUACCUACGUGAGUAUUUGCCGCCUGGUAUGGGCAUUCAGAGUCAAUCCGGCCCUCGACGAAAAGACUGGACAGUAUAUACCUGUCGAUAUUUUUGACUACUCCAAUGGCUCUAAUUGGCGCCCAAACCCUUUCAGAGUGGUAUUCGAACCCCGAGAUGAACAAAUCAAAAAGGUUAUAAUACAAGAAGGAGAGCAGGCACUGGAUGAACUGGCAAAAUAUGACGGGCAGACAAAGUAUCAGUUUAGUACGUUCUACACGUAGAAGAACUGGGUAACAAGAUGCUUUUUUCUGAGGUCGACAUUGUUUCUCAGCACUAUUAAGUCGAUACUAUCUCCUUUCAAUGAAGUCAUGAGUCCGGGAGUAGAUAGAUAAUAUGC